Messenger RNA from Trypanosoma rangeli, 1605 nucleotides. RefSeq names its product putative protein disulfide isomerase. The coding region runs from base 1 to 1605 and encodes 534 amino acids. Gene Ontology annotation, molecular function: protein-disulfide reductase activity; protein disulfide isomerase activity. Lineage: Eukaryota; Euglenozoa; Kinetoplastea; Trypanosomatida; Trypanosomatidae. The transcript has a single exon. Gene Ontology annotation, cellular component: endoplasmic reticulum lumen. The record is from RefSeq and is a predicted model, not a curated record. Gene Ontology annotation, biological process: response to endoplasmic reticulum stress.
AUGAUGAUGAUGCCCAUGACGGCUUCGAGGGUGGGCACAUGUAGACUGCUUCUGCUGCUGCUCAUUGCGGCAUCUGUCAUCGCCGUGCCGUCGCACGCGCGUCUCGAGGAUUUGGACACAGAUGCCCGGGACGACGUGAUGGAGCUGAGCAGCGAGGGCUUUGAUGUCACCGUAUUUCCAAGUGGGGAGAAGCAGCGGAAGCAGCCGUGGUUUAUUUUAUUUUAUGCCCCGUGGUGUGCACACUGCAAGACGCUCCUGCCGCAGUUUGCCAACUCCAGCCGUCUGCUAAGCGAAAGCGGGACGCCACACGCACAGUUUGCCGUGGUGAACGCGGUCAAGCACCGUGAGCUUGCCGCCCGCUUUGACGUCCAUGAGUAUCCCACGUUUAUUUACACGACAGGCAAGCAGGACCGCUGGCACCGGUUCCACGGCGGCCACAGCAUGGACAGCUUCGUGCAGUUUGGCAUCUACCUGCAACGCUCCGUAGAGGCAGGCUCGUUCGCCGACGUCGUGUCAAACCCGCUGCACUUUCACCAGGUGGAGGCGCAGAUGGCGGAUGGGCGGGUGCCGAUGUUUGUGUACGUGCCGGCGAAGGGCACAUCAGUCUCAGGACCGCGACGGGCGGAGGCACGAGACGCGCAGUGGAACAUUGCUGUUGAUGCGGUCGCCUCAUUGGGCAACAUCCGCUUUGGCGUCAUCUACGGCGAUGACGUACCAGCGGACUGGGAGACGCGCGGGAGCAGGACAUACGCUGCCGUCAUUGAGGCGGGGCGGAGCUGUAAAGGCACCGGCCCUGACGGGGAGGUGUUCAUCGUUUGCACGGACGCGUACCGGCGGCCGCGGUGCUACGAGGGGGGGUCCUGGUUUGUGGACCCCGACAAGGGCGAGGGAGCCGCAAAGGCAGUGGGCGCGUACACGAUACAUCCGUCUUUUGAGGCAUUCGUCACACAACACGGCUUUCGCGCCGUGGAGGAGAUGACGCAGGGGCUUUUCUCGGUGAUCUCAGGCCUGAACCACCACUAUGUGGGCCUCAUCGUCACUGACGGCCCGCUUGCGCAGACCGACACCACCAUGAUGCCCGUCUUGCGGGCAGUUGUGCAGGACCGCAACGAGGCCCGCGCCCUUGCGGCGGGGGGUGAAGAGCCACGCCACCGGAUCUCCUUGGCGCACGCCGACGGACGCUCCCGUUCCGUCUGGCGCAUGCGCUACCACAUUGAGCCGGAAGAGCUGCCGGCGGUGGUCGUGGUGGACCCGCGGCGGGACAAGGUGUACCGUCUGCGUCGCCACACCCCCCACUUUGAGGGCAUCAAGACGCAGCUGCCGUGGCGACUGGACGGCGAACAGCAGAAGAUCAUCGCCACCUUUCUGGACGACGUUGAGAAGGGCAAGGCGGUGGGGGAGAAGAUGACUUUGAUCGGUGACGUGGCGGAGUACCUGCUGCGCUUGCCCGGGAUGGAGUUUGUGCACGAGAUGCUGGGUUACGAGGACGCGCUCUUAAUCACCAUUGUGUUCGCCCUUUCGUUUUUUGGCUUCCUGCUGUUCCUGGCGUUCGUGGUGGAGCCGAUCAUGGAGAAACGCACAGCCGCCCAUGCCAAGACGGAUUGA